Euleptes europaea (tarantolino) is the source of this 3067-nucleotide messenger RNA. It is a transcript of the gene OGDHL, whose product is annotated as oxoglutarate dehydrogenase L. The coding region runs from base 17 to 3061 and encodes 1014 amino acids. Gene Ontology annotation, biological process: tricarboxylic acid cycle. The transcript is spliced from 22 exons. Gene Ontology annotation, cellular component: mitochondrion; oxoglutarate dehydrogenase complex. Gene Ontology annotation, molecular function: thiamine pyrophosphate binding; oxoglutarate dehydrogenase (succinyl-transferring) activity. Lineage: Eukaryota; Metazoa; Chordata; Lepidosauria; Squamata; Sphaerodactylidae. The record is from RefSeq and is a predicted model, not a curated record.
UGAUCUGUGAACAAAUAUGAGUCACUUGCGGCUGAUUGCUACUACCCUGAAACUGAAUGGCAUUUAUUCGUUGGCAAAGAAAAAUGUAAACACAAAAGCAUUUCUGCCAUGUCGGAAUUACGUUUCACCUGGAGCCUUGAGUGGAAGUAAUUCAAGUUAUGUUGACGAAAUGUAUUAUGCAUGGCUCGAAAAUCCAAAAAGUGUUCACAAGUCUUGGGAUUUAUUUUUUCGAAAUGCUGCUGCUGGCACUGUUUCUGGGCAAGCCUUUCAGACUCAGUUACCAGACCUUGCAGGUGGCCAAACAUCGCUUAUCCAAAGCCAUGGGCUGACUAAGUCUCUGGGUAAAACUGAAAAACUCGUUGAAGACCACUUGGCUGUUCAGUCAUUAAUCAGAGCAUAUCAAAUCCGUGGACAUCAUGUGGCUCAGUUGGACCCCUUAGGAAUCUUGGAUGCAGAUUUGGAUUCAUUUGUUCCAUCGGAUUUAAUCACUACUAUUGAUAAACUAGGAUUUUAUGGCCUAUAUGAAUCUGACCUGGACAAAGUGUUCCGGUUGCCCACAACCACCUUUAUAGGAGGAAAUGAGUCUAUGCUUUCUUUACGAGAGAUUAUCAGGCGAUUGGAGAAUACAUACUGUCAACACAUUGGCCUGGAGUUUAUGUUUAUCAAUGAUGUGGAGCAAUGUGAUUGGAUUCGUCAGAAAUUUGAGACUCCGGGCGUCAUGAAAUUCACCAGUGAAGAAAAACGGACGUUGUUGGCUAGAUUGGUGCGAUCAACAAGAUUUGAAGAUUUCCUUGCCCGAAAAUGGUCGUCAGAGAAGCGCUUUGGUUUGGAAGGAUGUGAAGUAAUGAUCCCUGCUCUUAAAACGAUCAUCGAUAAAUCUAGCGAAAUGGGAAUUGAGUAUGUCAUAAUGGGCAUGCCUCACAGAGGAAGGUUGAAUGUCUUGGCUAAUGUCAUCCGCAAGGAACUAGAGCAAAUCUUUUGCCAGUUUGAUCCAAAGCUUGAAGCAGCUGAUGAGGGAUCGGGAGAUGUAAAAUAUCAUCUGGGGAUGUACCAUGAGAGGAUCAACCGACUAACAAAUAAAAAUAUCACCCUCUCCUUGGUGGCUAACCCAUCUCAUUUAGAAGCAGUGGAUCCUGUUGUACAGGGGAAAACCAAAGCUGAGCAGUUUUAUCGAGGGGAUACCGAAGGGAAAAAGGUUAUGUCUAUACUUUUACAUGGAGACGCUGCCUUUGCUGGACAAGGAGUGGUUUAUGAAACCUUUCAUCUCAGCGAUCUCCCAUCAUACACCACCAAUGGCACCAUUCACGUUGUGGUUAACAAUCAGAUUGGCUUCACGACUGAUCCCCGAAUGGCCCGCUCAUCUCCGUAUCCAACAGAUGUUGCUCGGGUGGUCAAUGCCCCUAUAUUCCACGUGAAUUCUGAUGAUCCAGAAGCAGUGAUGUAUGUGUGCAAUGUCGCUGCCGAGUGGAGAAACACUUUCAAUAAAGAUGUCGUUAUUGAUCUGGUUUGUUACCGGAGACGAGGCCACAAUGAAAUGGAUGAGCCCAUGUUCACCCAGCCUUUGAUGUACAAGCAGAUUCAGAAGCAGGUGCCUGUGCUGAAGAAGUAUGCUGACAAACUGAUCGCUGAUGGGACUGUGGCACUGCAGGAGUUUGAGGAGGAAAUUGCAGAGUACGAUAAGAUCUGUGAAGAAGCUUAUGCUAGGUCCAAAGAUAAUAAAAUUCUGCACAUUAAGCACUGGCUUGAUUCACCUUGGCCAGGUUUUUUCAAUGUGGAUGGAGAACCAAAGAGUAUGACUUGUCCUUCUACUGGCAUCUCUGAAGACAUGCUGACACACAUUGGAAAUGUAGCCAGCUCCGUUCCACUAGAGGGAUUUAAAAUACACGGAGGGCUUUCUCGGAUUUUGAGAGGUCGACUGGAAAUGACAAAGAAUCGAGUUGUCGACUGGGCCUUGGGGGAGUACAUGGCUUUUGGGUCUUUAUUGAAAGAAGGUAUCCACGUCCGGCUAAGCGGGCAGGAUGUGGAAAGGGGCACUUUCAGCCAUCGUCACCAUGUGCUCCAUGAUCAAGAUGUGGACAAAGGGACUUGCGUGCCCAUGAACCACCUCUGGGAGCAACAGGCACCCUACACCGUCUGCAACAGCUCCCUCUCAGAAUAUGGAGUCUUGGGCUUUGAGCUCGGCUUUGCCAUGGCCAGUCCCAACGCUCUUGUCUGCUGGGAAGCUCAGUUUGGCGACUUUCACAAUACAGCUCAGUGCAUAAUCGACCAGUUUAUCAGCUCCGGUCAGGCCAAGUGGGUUCGUCACAAUGGGAUCGUCCUACUCCUGCCCCACGGAAUGGAAGGCAUGGGUCCAGAACAUUCUUCAGCCAGGCCGGAGAGGUUCCUUCAGAUGAAUAAUGAUGACUCUGAUGCUUUUCCACAAUUUGAUGGCGAUUUUGAGGUUUCCCAGCUCUAUGACUGUAAUUGGAUUGUGGUAAACUGUUCAACUCCAGCCAAUUACUUCCACGUUCUUCGAAGGCAGAUCUUGCUGCCAUUUAGAAAACCUCUGAUUAUCUUCACACCAAAGUCCUUGCUGAGGCUUCCUGAAGCUAAAUCCAGCUUUGAUGAAAUGGUAUCAGGUACCAGCUUCAGACGUGUGAUCGCUGAAGAAGGGCCUGCAGCUGAAACUCCUGGAGAGGUGAAGCGGGUGAUUUUCUGUACAGGGAAGGUGUACUAUGACCUCAUUAAAGAGAGGAAGAACCAGGACUUGGAGAAGGAGGUGGCUAUAACCAGAUUGGAACAGAUUUCCCCUUUUCCUUUUGACUUGCUAAAAGUGGAAAUGGAAAAGUAUCCUCAAGCUGACCUUCUCUGGUGUCAAGAAGAGCAUAAGAACAUGGGCUACUAUGACUACGUCAAGCCUCGUUUCCGCACCAUUGUGAACCGUACUCGACCCAUAUGGUACGUUGGUCGCGAUCCGGCUGCUGCUCCUGCGACUGGUAACAAGAACACUCACCUUGUGUCACUUAGGAGAUUUUUGGACACUGCUUUCAACCUGGAGGCAUUUGAAGGAAAGAUGUUUUGAUUUUAA